AUGGAAAAAAUGACUUCUUGGCAUGAUACAAACCUAAGAUGGUUUAUUUUAGUGCUAAUUGGUGUUUACCCAUUAGUGCAGUUCUUAAUAGGGGAAUAUCCAGCUCUAUUGGGAGAGCAGAUCAAAUCGUAUUUUGAGGUGUCAUAGGCGGAAAUUAAUUAUUUAUUGUCAUUUCGAUCAUUUCCAAAUAUGAUCAUGUCAUUAAUUGGUGGUUUGAUAAUAGACACAUUUGGAGUGAGACGAUCCUAUGUUUUUUUUGCUUCCAUAGUUGUUGUGGGUUAACGUAUUUAUUAUAGAAAUAUAAAUAAAGUGAUGUGUUUCAUGUCAGUAAUUUUGAAAAGUUUUAUUAUGAUGGUGGUUGGUAGAUUUAUUUUUGGAUUAUUUGAAUCAAGUGGUUUUGUGGCUGAGAGUUAUUACAUUAACAAAUGGUUUAAGGGGAAGGAAAACUCUCUUGCAUUUGGGUACUCAAAAAAACUAUCAUAGAAUUGAUACAGGUAUUUGCAGGUUGGGGUCAAUUGCAGCUGCCAUCAUUUAUCCUUAUCUAUAUACAUCCUCCAAUAAUGAUCUGUCUACGUGUUUGUUGAUGUGUCUCUAUAUAGCAAGUUUAAGUUUUCUAAUCAUCAUCAUUCUCACUUAAAUUGACCGAUGCAGUGAUCUGAGAGAUCAAGCAUCCGACUAAAAAUUAGAUAGCGUCGAUCUUAGAUAAAUUAAACAAUUUAGUCUUGAAUUCUAUGUAACAUUGAUAAGUUGUGUAACCUGUUAUGCAGCAUUUUUUAUUUUUGGUUACAAUUCUGUAGAAAUGUUUAAGCACAUGUAAUUCUCAUAAGAAAAUUUAGAUAUAAACUAGAUUAAAAUACUGCAAACACACUAUUUAGCAUUCCCUAUUAUCUUUCAGCAAUAUUAAGUCCCAUUAUUGGACAUUAUAUAGACAAGAAAGGAAAGAAUAUUGAAAUUUUGUUAAUUGCUAGUAUUUGUUAAUUAUUAACUACCUCAAUCUUUUAUUUGAUACGGAAUGUGAUACAGCAUGCGUUGCAUUCCCUUUAAUCGGAAGCAUUCUCAAUGGAUUAUUCUUUGGAACAUAUUAUGCUGUUAUGUGGCCUCAUAUACCAUUAAUUGUUCCGUCUCAUAUGGUUGGAACUGGCUUCGGGUUAACAUUUGCUUGCAUCAAUAUAGGUAUUGAUUCUCAAUUAACUUCUAUAGAAAUAACAAGUUUCUCUUUUGUUGUAGCUAAUAUGUUGCAAGUUGAAAAUUUUGAAAACUAUCAAUAAAUGA
Paramecium octaurelia is the source of this 1272-nucleotide messenger RNA. The record is from the annotation of a GenBank genome assembly. NCBI's taxonomy places the organism in Eukaryota, Ciliophora, Oligohymenophorea, Peniculida, Parameciidae.